Molecule: messenger RNA, 2266 nt
Organism: Monopterus albus (swamp eel)
Lineage: Eukaryota; Metazoa; Chordata; Actinopteri; Synbranchiformes; Synbranchidae
Gene: efna4
Product: ephrin A4
Exons: 5
Coding region: 424-1026 (200 amino acids)
Biological process (GO): axon guidance; ephrin receptor signaling pathway
Cellular component (GO): plasma membrane
Molecular function (GO): ephrin receptor binding
Source: RefSeq, a predicted model, not a curated record
UCCCAGCGGAUCCGCCCUUCCAGCACUUUGCAGCCUGUUGCUGCCAAAGCAGCUGGCACUUUGAAUUCAUAAUCUGAUUUACUACCCUACCGGGUCCAAAGACCUGGCCUCGAGGCUCAGGUUUAGUCUCUUUUUCCAGUCAGCUGGUUUUCAGUAAAGAGAGAUCAUUCUAAAGCCAUGCGGAACAGUGACAAACUCUCAAGAACGUUUUUCUGUGGAAGCGCACACAUUUAAUUCCGCAGACCUUUUUGGAGCGACUUCGUUUAGUUUAGCCUUAUAUACACCACGUCGAACUGAAACAGUAUAUGACUUAGAAGUUUUAGUUGUUUAUGAGUUGGUGAAGUGCUGGAGAAAGUUGGUCACUGGACUCACCUGACUUUGCGCACCACACCCAGCCGGGGCAGACUCUCCGCGGCGGUCACGAUGGGCUCCCAGCUGUGGACACCUGGAGCUCUGCCUGCUUGGAAAGCCACGGUUUUCCUCUUCAACAUACUCUCAGCUGCUGUGGCUAAAAGACACGUCGUGUAUUGGAAUUCUACAAACACACGGUUAACAGCAGGAGAUCUAUCCAUCCAGGUGAAUCUCAACGACUACCUGGACAUCUACUGCCCCUACUACCCCGACAACGAGGCCCUGGGUCCUGUGCAGCCGGAGACACUGGCCCUCUACCUGGUGGGAGAGGAAUCUUUCCAGGGCUGUGUGGAGACAAUGGGGGCUAUCAAGAGAUGGGAGUGUAACAGCCCUUAUGAUCCGCUUGGACCAGUGCGCUUCUCUGAGAAGAUCCUAAGGUUCACACCCUUCUCGCUGGGGUUUGAAUUUCUGCCAGGGCAACACUACUACUACAGCUCUCUACCCACAGGUGAAGGCCCUCCUCUGCCAUGUAUGAAGUUGCGUGUCACUGUGUGCUGUGAGUCCACAUCAGAGGGUUCAAAACAAAUACAAGAAACUCGAAGUUGUGCUUGCUCACUGAGCACAGCUUCACCCCCAGCCCUCUUCAUCCUCAUCCUCCUCCUGUUCACUACCUGACUUCCUCGUCCAUCCUCGCCAAUGACCCCAUUUCUCCGUGGAAUCGGGAGUUAUUACUCAGACAUUCACGUACACAGUGUGAUCUACACUCGAGACAGUGAAUGACACAAUGCAAUCUAUGCUAAGCUAUUGCUGAUGACAACACAUUACCUUGUGGCUGUUUUACCAGUGAAAUUCCAGAAAGAAUCAUAGUGUCUUCUCCAAAAUGGGGCCACAGUGACUCAGGGAUUAACAUGCUGAAUCACAGUGAUUCAUUUCUGGUUAUUUUCUUCUCCCACCUGUUGUGUAAGUGGGAAUGCAGAAUAUUACAGCUCUGGGCUUAGUCAUAAGACUUGUACCCUACUCUUCUUCUGGCACAAGAACAAUGAGUCUGAGUGGACUUGUUCCAGCAAAAUUCUCUCACUUUUUCACCUCAGUUUAUCAUCCCGUUUCUUGUUUUCUACUUACUGUGUUGCAUUUACUUCUUUUUCAGAGCCUGCCUCCAGUUGAAAAGUGGCCAAAUAAAUAUACUACUGCAAUGAGUGACUCAGGUUGGAGGUCAAUCAGUUAGCUGUUUUCUUUCUGUCUGAUAUGCUGUGUAUGGGCUGUCAGCCGCCUCAUUUGCAUCAGAGUAUGAAAUGUGUUAAACUUUUAUAACUAAUUAGAUUUAAAGGCAUUUUAGGAGAAUAUGAAGAAUAUACUGGGAUAUUCAGGCAGGGCUGCUGCGCCCCCUACUGGGAUUAAACUGGUUUAACUGGAAUCAGACUGGUUUGGCCAUAAACCCAGAAACUGGACACUAGAUUCCGGUGGUGCAUGGUCAUAAUGGGAACUAGGACAGUUUGUCUUCUCUGGCUGUACCCCAUGCUGUUCUGAUCCACCAUCCCUCGCUUUGCUUCAAAAUAAAACCCAAAACAGAGGGGUUUAUGGGUAAACGGAGAGCAUCAUCUCAUCUUUCUUCACUGAACACACUGUGGACAAGUGCAUAGAAUUAUUAACUGGUGGUCCUGUUCACCUACCACGUGUGCUGAUGUGCACACAAGUUGUUUUUUUUUUAAUGCUUUUUUAUUUUUAUUUUUUUUACACAGGAUCCUUGAUUUUAGGUCUUACUGUAUAGUUAAUAUAUUCUGCACAGUGAGAUAUAUUAACUAUAUAAUCAAUGUCUUGGUAAGAAUAUUGCUAUUCUUAAUAUUUAAGUGCAAAGUCUGACAAAAAUUAAUUUUUUGAUUAACAAUGAUUUGCUGGGUACAUAGGGAUUUUCUGG